AUGAAACCGGGAACGAUUGAUCCGGCGUUGGCCGAAAUUGGAAAGAAGAACGGGCUUCUGGUGUGGCGGAUUAAUAAAUUCGAAUUGGAGCCGGUUCCGGAGCGGGAGCACGGAAUCUUCUUCAUCGGUGACGCCUACAUUGCGUUGAAUCAAAAGUACGAAGGAUGCUGGGAUGUCCACUUCUGGCUCGGAAAAAACGCCUCGACUGACGAAAUCGGUGUGGCUGCUAUCAAGACUGUGGAGAUUGAUGAUUCCCUCGGCGGAAUCCCGACUCAACACCGUGAGGUCCAAAAUUACGAGUCGCCCUUGUUCCUCUCCUACUUCACCGAUGGUAUCCGCUACGUCGCCGGUGGCUACGAGUCUGGCUACAAUCAUGUGGAGGAUCAGUUCAAAAACUGGAAACCGCAUUUGUUCCAUUGUAAGGGAAAGCGUAAUGUGAGAUGUACUGAGGUCGAGUGCGAGGUGGCCUCCCUCAACUUGGGCGACGUCUUCAUUUUGGAUCUCGGAAAGGAUAUCUACAUCUGGAUGCCACCUGAGAGUGGAAGACUGGAGAGAAUUAAGGGAAUGGCUCGUGCCAAGAAUAUCGCUGAUGUGGAGAGAAUGGGCGCGUCGAAAGUGCACAUUUUGGAUGAUGUUGAGUGGGAUAAUGAUCCGACGUUUUGGAGUUAUUUUGGAGGGGUUAAUGCGGUGAAGAAGGUGUCGAAGGGUGCAGAUGAUGAUGAUAACUAUUGGAAGCGCUUGACCGAACAGAUCACCCUCUGGAAGGUCUCCGACGUCACUGGCGCCGCCAAAGUCUCCAUGGUUGCUCAGGGUGAAAACUUGAGAAAGGAGCAGCUGGACUCGAAGGACGCCUUCAUUCUCGACGCCAUCAAUGGUGGAAUUUUCGUUUGGAUCGGAAAGGAGUGUACCCUUGAGGAACGUUCAAAGGCUCUCAUCUGGGGACAGAACUACCUUAAGCAGCAUCAUCUUCCCCGUUGGACUCAAGUCACCCGUGUCUUGGAUACAGCUGAGAAUACUCAGUUCACGCAAUGGUUCCGUGAUUGGGUUGAUGAGAAGAAGAAGAACACUUUCGAGCCGCUUCUCUUCCAGGUCUCCGACGAAAGCGGACUCCUUCACGUUGAGGAAAUCGCCAACUUCACUCAAGAAGACCUCGACGGAGACGAUGUGAUGAUUCUCGAUGCGCGUAACUCGAUCUACGUCUGGGUUGGAGCCAAUGCGAACCCGAAUGAGAAGAAGGAGGCGUUGAAUACUGCGAAGGCUUACCUGGAGAAGGAUAAGAUGCCACGUCAUAAGAAGACGUCCAUCGACACGAUCUAUCAAGGUCAGGAGCCACCGACUUUCAAGAAGUUCUUCCCCAAGUGGGAUGAUAAUUUGUUCAAGAAUGUGAGUGGGAUGGGGAGUGUAUCUUUUAGACUGUGCGUCGCGUGUCGGCGAUCUUAA
Messenger RNA from Caenorhabditis remanei, 1440 nucleotides. RefSeq lists its product as uncharacterized. Gene Ontology annotation, molecular function: phosphatidylinositol-4,5-bisphosphate binding; actin filament binding. Lineage: Eukaryota; Metazoa; Nematoda; Chromadorea; Rhabditida; Rhabditidae. The transcript is spliced from 8 exons. The record is from RefSeq and is a predicted model, not a curated record. Bases 1 to 1440 code for a protein of 479 amino acids. Gene Ontology annotation, cellular component: cytoplasm; actin cytoskeleton. Gene Ontology annotation, biological process: actin polymerization or depolymerization; barbed-end actin filament capping; actin filament severing.